AUGGCCGAAACUCCGAACAUCGACCGCAGCUGUAUCAGCCGGAAUGACUACAGCGAGCGUGGUAAUACCGGCCCGCCUACCACCACCCGUAAUACUCCGAAGCCGAAGCCGAAGCUGCCUCGGGCGAGGGGCAGGAGUACGACGACACGGGCGCCGACGGUUGGUACAGCUCUGCAGAGCGAUGCGGGUGCGACGGCCGGGGAGAACGGAGGGUCGUCGUGCCAGUCGAUCCGAGUCAACAGCAAUCUGGAAAAUAGUGGCAAGGCAGACAGGUUCGAUGAUAAUGCUACUGUCACCAUCAGCCAGAAACUUGACGAGUUUGAUCAGAAGAAGAAAGAUAUCCAGUCAAUCGAUUCAUCGUCGACCUCAUCAGCCUUCAAACCAUCCCUGCUUUCCAUCGCAACCACCUCCCACCCUGCCGAUAACCCCAAUGAAGACCUACCAUCCACCGCCGGACCCUCAGCUUGUUCGGCAUCCGAAUUAGCUGCAACCAUCCAUCUUCGCCACCAUUCCGUCGAUCCACAACCAAUCAACGACCAUCCUCAGCUCAGGUUCAACCCUAUCGUUCGUAUCAUCCCCAAUCCAGAUGAAGAGAAUUCGUCCGAUGAGGAAAAUCAUUCUCGGCGUUCCAGGAGUCGUAGCAGAAGGAGACCCGUUCGGCUUUGCACCAAGAAAAUCGCUUUACCACUCAACAUCUCAACUAGUUCCCUCAUCGGAAUCGGCCACCACCACAAUCACUCCAACGCCUCACUAACUGCCAACUCCCCUUCAGCUGUCGUAACCAGCCGGGAGCUUUUUGCUCAAACACGAAAAGAGAUCGACGAAGACGAACAGUUCAUUCCCGAUGUCCCUCGUUAUCUCAACCUCACCCUUCCUAGCAUUACCCGUCAACCCAACAGAAGGGCACUCAGACGGGAAGAGAAACACCGAUUGGAGCGAUGGAAGCAAAUGGGCGGCAAUCAUAAAUCAAACCUCAAACCCAGCACGCUCUCCAACCUGCAUCAUCUAUCCCCAGGUCUUCGAGAACGACUAAACAACGCAACUGUCCCAGUUCAACUAUCAACCAACACGGCGAUCAACUCGAUCGCCUCCUCGAUUUCUCCCAACGAUGACUGGGAACAGCAGGCUCAGAACACGCCCUUCUCCAAGCAAGUCACAUCGGUGGACUCGAAUGCUCAAGUUAUGAAUUCAGAACCUGUUGGUCCGAUCUCACCACCAACACCUGUCACAACUAACGCUCUCAAGCUUACAUCACCCCAGGCCUCAAACUCAGUCGUCGAUCAAAUGAUCCCCGCUGAGUCUAAAUCAUGUUCUCCAUUAGAAACAAACGGCCGUAGGAUCUCUCGAUUCAAGUGGUUUGGUCAAAAAGCGAGAUCCGUUCGACUAGAUAGGCAACAAAAUGAUGCUGGAGAUCCUGGGAAAGCUAACACCUCGCCUCCUGCUGGAUCAAUCGGCGAUUCGCCGGGUGCUUCAUUACAGAAAUCACCAACUCAUAUCUCGUUUGGCCGACCAUCACUCCCAGUUACACCGGAUCAAUCGCUUCAAGGGGCCCCACUCAAGCGGGUAUCCACUCCUCGAGUUCUAACACAAGGAGCGAUGACUUCUGGAGCCCCGCUACAGAGAACGGCGACCCCUACUACCCCUUUCCUGAGACCGUCUGCUACACCACUACAAGAUAGCUCUGCUCUCGGCGCCUCAUUGGAAAAAUCUUCAACCCCCGGUGCCGCUUUACAACGAUCCGCCACGACCGGCACUCGCCGCAGCAAACCUACCCAUAUUGCGUUUUUUAAGAAACUCACGAACUGGCGAAAAACACCACCCCCAUCAAAUCACACAGAGCCAACCACCACUUCCACUUCAGAGUUUGUUGAUGAUGUUAUCAUCAUCUCAGCCAAUUCUCCCCCUUUUGCCAACAGCUCCAUCCAAAACCUGUCAAACGUUAGUCUGAUGUUGGCACCGGAAGGCAAGACCAAGCCAAACUUUGCGACUGACAAGUGGGGAUCCAAGAAAGAAGUUCCAUUGCGUGAAUGCUGUCAGGUCUGUCUGAGUUCUGCUAACAUCGAGACCGGUACGAACCAUGAAGACCAACUCUCAGCAGGUGCAUUGAAGCAUUAUCACAAGAAAAGCUGGAUUUUACAGGAUACCCUAAGGCAAGGUGGUAUUCCGUCUCAACAGAUAAAGCUCAUUUCUGCAGAACUCGGCGCGCCUUAUACCUCUUGGAUUUCUCAACUCCCAAAUCCUUAA
This is a messenger RNA of Puccinia triticina, 2244 nucleotides long. RefSeq lists its product as uncharacterized. The transcript has 3 exons. The record is from RefSeq and is a predicted model, not a curated record. NCBI's taxonomy places the organism in Eukaryota, Fungi, Basidiomycota, Pucciniomycetes, Pucciniales, Pucciniaceae. The coding region runs from base 1 to 2244 and encodes 747 amino acids.